CCAUCACACAUCUCAAGAUUCUCAAAAUUAGGUCACACACAUAAGCGCCAACAAUUCUUUACAAUUAAAAAGCAUGUCUAUAGAAAAAAUCUCCUCCGAGCUGCGUAAGAUGAUAAUAUCUGACAAUCCAAUCGAAGCAACAACUUUCGAUAAAUCUGCAAUAGAGGCAACUUUGGAUUCCAACAAAUUCGAAGAUCUACGAAUUCCGAAGCAUACACUGAAGCAAAAGUUUCUUCUUCGAAAGUCAAUAAUUGAACAUCCCUUUAAAAGAAUUCGUGCCGAAGGAGUGGAUUGGGCUCACAAAAUUCGAGACACCGACGAAGAGAAGGAAUCUAAUUGGGCAAAGAUUGCGACUGGAAAGGUUUCUGGCAAUGCCUACGAUCUUAAAACCAUGAUGAGCGAGUGUGAAAAUAUUUGUGGUUACGGAAACGCCAUAAACUUGACGGUCCCAAGGGUGGACAAACUACAGGAUCUGGCUAAAUCGAUCCCAACGGAUCCCGAUACAGUCUACCUGACCUGUCAAUGUGAUGAUAUUUUCUCUAAUGGAGGCACAGAAGCUCCGACUCAAAGCCCCGACGAAGUUAAUUUCGAAGAGCUGUCCAGCUACUUCGAAAAUAUGCUCAACAUACCCAAGAAUCUUCCGCUCAGCGCUGAAAUAAUGUAUACUUAAUGAUUGGAACGGUGUGUGUAUUGUUAUAUUUAGAGUAAAAAAAGAUAUAAAUCAUUUU
Molecule: messenger RNA, 728 nt
Organism: Drosophila melanogaster (fruit fly)
Lineage: Eukaryota; Metazoa; Arthropoda; Insecta; Diptera; Drosophilidae
Exons: 1
Coding region: 74-670 (198 amino acids)
Source: RefSeq, marked reviewed